AUGACGUCAAGGGAAUAUUCUCCCCGAGGAAGAAGCAUGAGCAUUUCGCCCGAGCCGUACAGGAGGGAUUCUCCGGGUUACAGGAGCAGAUCUGGUUCGAGAUCUCCGAGUCACAGGAGGCGCAAUGGACAUCAUAAGAAAUCACACCAUCACGAUUACGAUAGGCGAGAGAGUGACUAUGAAAGUGACUACGAAUACCGCGAUAAAGACUCUUACGAUGGUGACAGAGAGAAGAAAAGAUCUCACAGUCCCGACUACAGGGAGAGGGACAGGGAUAGGGAUAGAGAUAGGAGGCACCAUCGCAGAGAUAGGGAGUAUCGCAGAAGGCGAUCCAGGAGCAGCUCGCGCUGGGAAAGGAAAUCUGAGGAUAGGAAACGCGACAGAGAUCGAUAUAGGGAUGAUGAUAGGGACAGUGAUAGCUCUUAUGAUUUUGACAGUGAAAGAAGUCCUGGCACGGCACCACUCGGAGCGAGCGGAGCUGAAAUAAUCGGUUACAAAAGCCAACCUCCUAAUAAUACCAUCAUGAUCAGAGGCCUGGCUCAGCAUAUAACCGAGUACGAUAUAAGACAGGACAUAAUAUCUUGCGAGCUAAUGCCGAAGGAUAUCCGGCUCAUCAGGAAAAAAGAUACAGGUGCUUCCCGCGGUUUCGCCUUUGUCGAGUUUGCUACUGUGGGUGAGGCUGUUCGAUGGAUGGAGAUUAAACAGGGCGUCUUAAUGCUACAAGACCAAUAUCGUGCUAUUAUGCAAUAUAGUAUUCCCAAGGAUCUGAGCUCGUCCGAUAAACCUCCUUCCUAUAAGGCCUCCGCUGAUUGGUUUUGCAUAAAAUGCGGAGCUCAAAAUUUCAAGAGAAGAGACAACUGUUUCAAGUGCCACGCGUCUCGAACGGAAAGCGAAGAAGGAGGAAGUGGAAGUGAUGAAAUUUGCAAUUAUGCCACCAAAACAAUCAUGAUGAGAAAUUUAGACGCUUUAACUACCGAAGAUUCCGUUAUGUCUGUACUUAGUACUGCUAUACCUGAUUUAAUAAAAAGUAUAUCGGCAGUAUGUAUAGGAAGAGAUCCUCUCACAUCUACCUCAAGAGGAUUAUGUUACCUCGGAACGGAGAGUACAAUCGAUGCUUUAGCAAUAUUUGGAGCUCUUAAUAACCUUAAAACACCCUUAGCUAUUGAUGGAAAAACUGUGAUAUUAUCGUAUUGUAAAUAUAACAUGGGCGAUACCAAAAAGGCGUAUUCGCAAGCGGACCACGAGGCCUUCCCGAACGCCGCAGUUCCCAGUACUUACGCGAUGACGGACGUCGACAGUCUGGCCGAAUACGCCGCCAGGCGAUACGCCAAGACCCCCCAAGAGUACAUGUCUUACAUCGAAUAUUAUAGGAACUUCUUCAGCCAGCAAAUCAGCGCGGGAAAUUCGAUAACGCUGCAAGAGAACCAGAUGGACGCCGCCAACGCCGCCGCCGCCGUCGCGCAGUCCGCCAUCCAGCAACUAGCCGCCAAUAAAACCACCACACCCUAUUACGAGCAAAUCCCGCCCAGCGGCACCGACGGCAAAAAAUACCCUGUUCCAGACGUUUCUCGCUACGUCUACGACAAGAUAACGGGUUAUCAGUACUGCUCGACGACGGGUCUUUACUACGAUCCGAAUUCUACUUACUACUGGAACAACCAUUUGCAGAAGUGGCUGUAUUGGGAUCACGACAAGCACACUUACAGCCUGGCGCCUGUUUACGAUUCCUCCACCCAAAACUCCCAACCUUGCGCGGAAGUCACCUCCACGCAAGAACCCGACAACAAGAAGCAGAAACAGGAGAAACAGGACAAAGUCAAAGUUGCCAAAAAAAUCGCCAAAGACAUGGAACGAUGGGCUAAAACGUUGAACCAGAAGAAGGAGAAUUCGCUGUACAAAGCGACGGCCGAUUACAGCGUGAGCUCCAGCAGCGCCUCCGCCGACGUCGGGUUUUCGGUUCUCGAGAAGAAGGCCUUGGCGUCGCCGGCGCCGUCUUCGACGCCUUUCUUCAAGCCCGACAACGACGAUCCGAGCACGUCCAAUUCGUUACCGUCCGGAGCGCCCCUGGUGGCCGCGUACGGAGGCGAAAGCGACUCGUCCGGCGACGAGGAGGAGCUGCUCGACUACCAGAAACUCAUUUGUAACCUGUGCAAAAGACAAUUGGGAUCGUCCGAGGCUCUCACCAAGCACGCCAAGCUCUCCACGCUCCACAAGCAGAACCUCGAGGCCCGCAACAAGAAGAAGAGCGACAAGGCGAACGAGAAGAUCGUCUACCGGGACAGGGCCAAGGAGCGGCGGAUGAAGUACGGCGAUCCGGACGCGCCGAAGCCCAGUAAAUUGAAAGAGAAGUACCUCAAAGCCAGAGAUGCGGAUAUUCCUUUGCCCACGGCUUCCGUUACCGAACCCAUCGGCGCCGAAAACGUCGGAAAUCGUCUGUUGCAGAAAAUGGGUUGGACGGAAGGACAAGGAUUAGGGAAGCAGAAUCAAGGAAGAACUACUAUUAUACAGGCCGAACAACAUAGUAGUACCGUAGGUUUAGGCAACAAACUUCCAGGUUACACAGCUUUAGCGGGGGAAUCGUACAAGGACUGUGUGAAAAAGAUGAUGUACGCGCGUUAUCAGGAGUUGACCGAAAAAGAGAACAGCAAUUAA
Phyllotreta striolata is the source of this 2652-nucleotide messenger RNA. Lineage: Eukaryota; Metazoa; Arthropoda; Insecta; Coleoptera; Chrysomelidae. The record is from the annotation of a GenBank genome assembly.